Molecule: messenger RNA, 588 nt
Organism: Rotaria sp. Silwood1
Lineage: Eukaryota; Metazoa; Rotifera; Eurotatoria; Philodinida; Philodinidae
Source: the annotation of a GenBank genome assembly
AUGUACCUACAACAACAUCAACAACGACAAAACAACUUACCAUCAUCAUCAUCAUCAUAUUCAAUUCCGAAUAGUAUACAACUUGGUCAACAAUAUCAAUAUGGUUAUCAACAGCAACCUAUGGUUUAUCAACCAUAUGGUUUUGAUUCGUAUAAUAUGCCAUUAAAUUGGCAAGUUCAAAAUAACUGGAUGGGAGGUACAGGAAGUUGGAUAAAUGAGCAACAACAAAUGCCCUUACAACCACCACCAUUGUAUUAUCCUAUUGAUAAUACCAUGUUGACUACUGUGGUUCCUCCUUUUUUGAACCAAGUACAAUAUAAAGAUGAUUUAGUGAUACCCUCAAAAAGACGUGGUAUUCUGAAAAUAAGGAAAGAACCGACACAACGUCGGUUAGUUCAUUUUAUGCCAGAAAAUUGGCAAAAAAAGACCAAACCUGAUAAUCGUGGUAAUAAACCAGAUCAAAUGAAUAAUAAAGGUCAAAAACAAAAAACAAAAAAAUCACCUGAAAAAGCUCAUCUUGACACACUCCGUAGAAGAGCACGGCGUCAAGAACAACGAGCAGCUUUACUUGAAAAAGUAAUGAAUUAG